Molecule: messenger RNA, 534 nt
Organism: Fusarium sp. VM40
Lineage: Eukaryota; Fungi; Ascomycota; Sordariomycetes; Hypocreales; Nectriaceae
Source: the annotation of a GenBank genome assembly
AUGUCAUACUACGAUAUCGAUGCCAUCCUCACGGAUGCAGAGAAAGUCCCCUGCCAAUUCGAAAUAGACGUCCCCUACCUCGGCCAUCUCGACAACUCCCCUCACGGCCUGAAAGCCAACACACCGCUCACCCUCCCCCUCUGGCUCGCCGAAAUGCUUGCCCUCGCCUCAACGCCAACAUCCAGCGCGCCGCUGACUCUCAACCUGCCGCCGUGCCUCUCCACCGCUGUCCUGUCAGCUCUGAAAGCCGACCCGCGCGCCGUACCCCUCCGCGACCAGAGUCCGCACUUCUAUGGCGUGGGCGUGCGCAUGCUGGAUCUGUUCGAUGAGAAGGAUGUCGCAGAGGUGUUGAGGAAGACGUUUGUUGUCAGGGCGGGCGAGGUCGGGCUACAUGCAAGGAAGGCUGAUGAGGGCACGGGAGGUAAUGCAGAAUUCUUGAGAGGGCUUGAGGAGUGGGAGAGAGGGUUAUUUAGAAGAGGACACGAGGGUGUCAAAGGAGCUAAGGAGUGGACGGACAAGGUCAAGAAGACAUGA